AUGCGUUUCAGCAGCGUUUGCAGUGUGCUUGCACUCUGCGCCUCUUUGGCGGAAGCAUCACCGUCACAUGGCAAGCCAAAGAUCCCUGCGCGGCCUGUCUUAACCCCCGCUCCGUACAAUUCUGGUAAAGAGUUCCCACGCUCUGCACCCCGAAGCAAGAACAAGAAGUGUUUUGUCAAACCCGGGAAGGGCGACGACCGCGACGACGCCGCCAGGAUCAAGACUGCGCUCAAGAAAUGCAACAACGGUGGAACAGUCAUCCUCGACCAGUCGUACCUUGUCAGCUCACCGUUGGAUCUCACUUUCCUCAAGCACGUCGACGUUGUCAUUACUGGGGAAAUUCACUUCAAUGCAAAGGAUGUUUACUACUGGGCUUCAAAUAGCUUCAAGUAUGAUUUUCAGAACAUGAGCACGUUUUGGAAGUGGGGAGGCAAGGACGUGAACAUUUAUGGCGACUUGAGCAACGGCAAGUCAGUCAUCGACGGUCAUGGUCAAGCAUAUUGGGAGGAGAUUGUGACCAACAAAACUCUGCUCCGACCCAUCCUCUUCUCCAUUGAUGGCUUGAAGGGCGGCAGCAUGUCUAACCUACGGAUGCGCAACUCUCCUAACUGGUUUAACAUCAUCGCCAAUUCUAGCGAUAUUAUCAUUAGCGACCUGGACAUCCAAGCCAAGAGCACCGGCGGCGUGAAAAUUGCCAACUCAGAUGGCUGGGACACCUACCGGUCAGACAAUGUCGUGAUUCAGAACUCAUUCGUGGACAAUACCGAUGAUUGCGUAUCAUUCAAACCGAACAGCACAAACGUGAUUGUCCAGAAUCUGAAUUGCAUCGGCUCCCAUGGCAUCUCGGUUGGUUCUCUCGGUCAAUACGCGAAUCUAACCGAUAUCGUCGAGAACCUGUAUGUCUACAAUAUCACUAUGACCAAUGCCAGCGAUUUCGCCCGCAUAAAGGUAUGGCCCGGCGUCCAAUCCAGCUUCCAGGAGCUCCUGAACGGUGGGGGCGGUCUUGGCUACGUCCGAAAUGUCACCUACGACACCCUCCAUAGCAUCAACAACGACCGAGCCAUCACCAUCACCCAGUGCUACGGCCAGAAGAACCAGACUCUCUGCCAAGAGUUCCCUGCGAACCUGACGAUUGAGGACGUUACGAUCAGGAAUAUGUGGGGUACGACGAGCUUGUCCACAGAUCCUGAGGCGGGAACAUUGAUUUGCAGCGCACCUGAUCGAUGCAGCAACAUUCGAGUGGAAAAUAUCACCAUUGAUGUGCCCAGUGGCAACACUACUGAGUGGGAGUGCGCCAACAUCGAUGAGAGUCUUUUGGACAUCAACUGUGUCCCGACUGAUGGAGACCGUGACACCACUAACGGUUAA
Paraphaeosphaeria sporulosa is the source of this 1368-nucleotide messenger RNA. RefSeq names its product exopolygalacturonase. Gene Ontology annotation, biological process: carbohydrate metabolic process. The coding region runs from base 1 to 1368 and encodes 455 amino acids. The transcript is spliced from 6 exons. The record is from RefSeq and is a predicted model, not a curated record. Gene Ontology annotation, molecular function: polygalacturonase activity. Lineage: Eukaryota; Fungi; Ascomycota; Dothideomycetes; Pleosporales; Didymosphaeriaceae.